AUGGCCCACAAGAGGUCACUGGAAGCACUGGACAAAACAUUGAAAUAUUUACAUGACAAUCAAAAUAUUUUUGGUCGAGCAAUGAUUUUGUUGUCAGGUGAUUUUCGCCAAACUCUUCCAGUUAUACCGCGAUCAACUGUUGCUGACGAACUAAACGCAAGCCUAAAAUCAUUAAAUUUGUGGCGUCAUGUUAAGAAACUCCAGUUAACAACGAACAUGCGAGUGGUUUUGCAACAAGAUGAAACAGCAAAAGUGUUUUCAAAGCAGUUACUAAAUAUUGGAAAUGGUAAUGUCGCAGUUGAUGCCUCGAACCGGUUAAUAACAUUUCCCGCAGAUUUUUGCAGUUUUACAAACACAAAGGAGGGGCUUAGUCAAUGCGUAUUCCCAGAUAUAAACCAACAAUUUUACGAUCUCAAUUGGCUGAGCGAACGAACAAUAUUGGCGGCGAAAAACAAAGAUGUCGAUGAUCUCAAUGCAACAAUACAAAGUUUACUUCCAGGGGAAUGCUUUACUUAUAAAUCUGUAGACACAGCUACAAAUCAGGAUGACAUACUCAACUAUCCUACAGAAUUUUUAAAUUCAUUAGAAUUGCCUGGGCUGCCACCACAUAAUUUAAAAUUGAAAGUAGGAUCACUUGUCAUCAUGCUACGUUAUUUAAAUCAGCCCAUACUAUGCAAUGGAACAAGAUUGGUUGUGAAAAAGCUAAUAAAUAAUGUAAUUGUGGCAAAAAUCAUUAAAGGAAAAUACAAGGGACAAAAUGUAUUGAUCCCGCGAAUUCCUAUGAUCCCAACGGAUUUACCAUUUGAUUUCAGGCGUUUACAAUUUCCAAUACGCCUCGCUUUUGCAAUGAGCAUCAAUAAAUCGCAAGGACAGUCGCUGCAGUUCACCGGGUCAGCUAGUCAUUAA
Molecule: messenger RNA, 906 nt
Organism: Ctenocephalides felis (cat flea)
Lineage: Eukaryota; Metazoa; Arthropoda; Insecta; Siphonaptera; Pulicidae
Exons: 2
Coding region: 1-906 (301 amino acids)
Biological process (GO): DNA repair; telomere maintenance
Molecular function (GO): DNA helicase activity
Source: RefSeq, a predicted model, not a curated record